AUGCUGCCAUGGUGCCACAGGCGGUACCAGGGCGCGUGGCAGAGUGGGUGCCUGUCUGACCAGACAGAGCCGCCGUGCAGACCAGAUGACGCUGGCUCUGCUGCCCAUUUGCAGUUUGAAGGCCGGAAGUACUGCGAGCACAACUUCCAGAUGCUGUUUGCUCCGUGCUAUGGCUCCUGUGGCGAGUCCAUCCUUGGCCGCGUCAUCAAGGCCAUGAACAACAGCUGGCACCCAGGCUGCUUCUGCUGCCGGCUGUGCGGAGCGGAGCUGGCCCACCUGGGCUUCGUGAAGAACACCGGCAAGCACCUGUCGCCCUGCCACAGCUGGGAGAAGGCCCAGGGCCUGGGCAAGCACGUCUGCCAGCCGUGCCACCUGGUCAGCGAGGAGCCGCCCCUCCUGUUCAGGAGUGACCCCUGCCAGCCCGACCACUUCAGCUGCACCCACUGCAGCCCCGUCACCGCCCCGGUCACCGCCCCGUCACAGCCCCCGCAGCACUCAGUGUGCGCCCAGUGCGCGAAGCAGUUCCUGGGCCACCAGCACUACGAGAGGAAGGGCCUGGCCUACUGCGCGCUCCACUACGGCCAGCUCUUCGGUGAUGUCUGCUACCGCUGCAGCCACGUGAUUGAGGGCAACGUGCUGUCAGCCCUCAACAAAGCCUGGUGUGCCAGCUGCUCCUGCUCCGCCUGCCACAGCAAGCUCACCCUCAAGUACGUGCUGUGGCCAGUGGGUGCCCUGGGCGGCCCCGACUCUCCUUAGGCCUCCCCUGGGCAC
Molecule: messenger RNA, 771 nt
Organism: Pipistrellus kuhlii (Kuhl's pipistrelle)
Lineage: Eukaryota; Metazoa; Chordata; Mammalia; Chiroptera; Vespertilionidae
Gene: LIMS2
Product: LIM zinc finger domain containing 2
Biological process (GO): cell-cell adhesion; positive regulation of integrin-mediated signaling pathway; cell-cell junction organization
Cellular component (GO): cell-cell junction; focal adhesion; cytoplasm
Source: RefSeq, a predicted model, not a curated record